UAUUCAUACAGAAUAUAGAUAUCAUAUAAUUAACUUUUAUGAUUUUGGCCGCAAUGUUCGUUUGACUUUCCAAGGGUAAUGUUUGUCUUUAAAAUUUUCUUGACAACUUAACGUUCUUCAUUAUAUCCGUUCAUUCCACCAACUGGUUAUAUGUGAUAUGUUAAAAAUCAUCGAAAAUAGUGAAGAAAAUGUCCAACACCAACGUGAACGUGAGUUUUGCGUGCCAACGCUGUUUCUCGCCCAUUCGACUGGACAGCUCAUUCAACAGUAUUAGUGAACACACUAUCGCCGAACUGUCAUUACCUAUUAUUACAUGUCCGGAAGUUGAUCUAGAAUCUCAGACUCAACAUGUUGAUCAUAUGAUACCAGGUUUCCACUUAAAUGAUUCAUCUAAUGGCAAUAAUGGAUUUACACUGUUGGGUGAAGGAGAAACGCCAACUCUCAGUCAUCAAAUGAAAGUAGCAGCAAAUCUUUUUGAUAUUGUGUCUGGAAAUUCAAAAGUUAAUCAUCCAUUAUGUGAUGAGUGUACAGACUUAUUAAUGGAUAUGAUGGAAGAAGAGCUUCGGCAAGCCGAAGCAGACUAUAUGGAUUAUAGCAACUACUUAAAAGAACUUUCUACUGAAGAACCAGAAGAUAUGGAUGCACUGAACAAAGAAUUUGAAGAUUUGUCAAAAGAAGAAAAAAAAUUAAUGAGUGAACUAGCCAACUUGCAAGAAACUGAAAAUGCAUUAGAUUGUGAUAUUAGAGAAGCUGAAAAAGAAAAAGAGAGACUAAUUAAGGAAGAAGAAAGGUAUUGGAAAGAAUACAGUAAACAUCGUAGAGAUUGCAUUCUGAUAGAAGAUAAACAAAAAAGUAUUGAAUGCCAAAUAGCUUAUACCACCUCACAAUUGACCAAGCUCAGAAAAACCAAUGUUUUUAAUGCAACAUUUCAUAUAUGGCACCAUGGUCAUUUUGGUACUAUUAACAAAUUACGAUUAGGUAGAUUACCUUCCGCUCCUGUGGACUGGGCUGAAAUAAAUGCUGCAUGGGGUCAAGUUACAUUACUGUUAGUAUCAUUAGCUCGAUAUAUGAAUUUAAAAUUCGAUAAAUAUCGCCUUGUUCCAUAUGGAAAUCAUUCUUAUGUUGAAGUUUUAGGAGAAAAAAAGACACUACCAUUGUAUGGUCAAGGAGGAAUACGAUUUGUUUGGAAUACAAAAUUUGAUUUAGCAAUGGUGGCAUUUUUAGACUGCCUCCAGCAAUUUAAAGAAGAAGUUGAAAAAGGUAAUUCCGGGUUCCAUUUACCAUAUAGAAUGGAAAAAGGCAAAAUAGAAGAUUCGGCUACAGGAAAUACCUAUAACAUUCGAAUACAAUUGAAUUCAGAAGAGGGCUGGACUAAAGCACUUAAGUUUAUGUUAACAAAUUUAAAAUGGGGUUUGGGAUGGGUAUCUGCUAAGAUAAACCAUGAAAUGUAAAUAAAAUAAAACUUGGUACUCAGGAUUUGAAAAAAAUAUUAUAUUAUUUGUAUUUUAUAAACAUAAAUUUCAAUGAAAAUGUAACUAAUAUUUUAUAAGUAUUCAUGUACCUAUGUGUUUAACAUAUAUUAAGAUUUAUAUAAAAUUUUGAAUUAACAUUGUAAUUUCUUGCCA
Molecule: messenger RNA, 1625 nt
Organism: Sipha flava (yellow sugarcane aphid)
Lineage: Eukaryota; Metazoa; Arthropoda; Insecta; Hemiptera; Aphididae
Gene: Atg6
Product: beclin-1-like protein
Exons: 8
Coding region: 189-1451 (420 amino acids)
Biological process (GO): late endosome to vacuole transport; cellular response to nitrogen starvation; autophagy
Cellular component (GO): phosphatidylinositol 3-kinase complex, class III, type I; phagophore assembly site; phosphatidylinositol 3-kinase complex, class III, type II
Source: RefSeq, a predicted model, not a curated record